AUGGUUUCACUGUGCAGGCUGAAUCGAAGAACAGCAAUUGGUUUCUGGAAAGGAAAGUAUGCAUCAGAGAAUGGCAAGCAAGAAACUCAAAGACUGAAACAAAUCUUGAUUAUCACAAAGAGAGCAAACAAAGCAGAAGCUUUCCUGAGUGACGCCGCCUUGUUCCAGAACAAGAAGACGAUCCAGAAGAGCCAAACGACCGCUUCGUGCCGAGGAACUGAGACGGAAGAUGGCGGAGAAGGGACCGGCGGCGGCAGAUCGAGGCUUAUCGGAAGAGAGGGAGGAGGAUUCGUCGGAUAUGACGCAAUCGACGCGAACGACGAGAUUCUCGACCUCUUGGAAACAACGCAGCAGCGACCAAGGGCCUUGACAUCGCCAAUCUUUUUGAAAACGAGUAGGAGGAUUGAGUCGGGGAGGUAA
Microthlaspi erraticum is the source of this 420-nucleotide messenger RNA. The record is from the annotation of a GenBank genome assembly. NCBI's taxonomy places the organism in Eukaryota, Viridiplantae, Streptophyta, Magnoliopsida, Brassicales, Brassicaceae.